Daktulosphaira vitifoliae (grape phylloxera) is the source of this 6220-nucleotide messenger RNA. RefSeq names its product DNA-directed RNA polymerase II subunit RPB1 (gene RpII215). Gene Ontology annotation, biological process: transcription by RNA polymerase II. Lineage: Eukaryota; Metazoa; Arthropoda; Insecta; Hemiptera; Phylloxeridae. The record is from RefSeq and is a predicted model, not a curated record. Gene Ontology annotation, cellular component: RNA polymerase II, core complex. The transcript has 27 exons. The coding region runs from base 62 to 5599 and encodes 1845 amino acids. Gene Ontology annotation, molecular function: DNA binding.
AUUAUGAAUGUUAGAUAAAAAAAAAAAAUAGAAAACACUUGGAAAUACAGUAUCAGUCAAAAUGGCUAGUGACUCGAAAGCGCCUUUAAAAAAUGUCAAAAGGGUACAAUUUGGGAUAUUAUCCCCAGAUGAAUGUAGACGUAUGUCAGUCACAGAAGGUGGUAUCCGUUUUGCAGAAACAAUGGAAGGAGGUAGACCAAAACUUGGGGGUCUGAUGGAUCCUCGACAAGGAGUAAUUGAUAGAUUUUCAAGAUGUCAAACAUGUGCAGGUAACAUGACUGAAUGUUGUGGCCAUUUUGGUCAUAUUGAACUUGCUAAACCUGUAUUUCAUAUUGGAUUUAUUCCUAAAGUCAUAAAAAUAUUACGAUGUGUAUGUUUUUAUUGUUCUAAACUUCUUGUGAGCCCAACUCAUCCUAAAGUAAAAGAAAUUGUUAUGAAAUCUAAAGGACAACCAAGAAAAAGAUUAGUUUUCAUAUAUGAUUUAUGUAAAGGAAAAAAUAUUUGUGAAGGAGGUGAUGAGUUAGAUAUAAACAAAGAUAAUGUUACCGAUCCUAAUAUGCCACCAAAAAAACAAGGUCAUGGUGGUUGUGGUCGUUACCAACCUAAUAUUCGGCGUGCUGGUUUAGAUUUAACAGCUGAAUGGAAACAUGUCAAUGAAGAUUCUCAAGAGAAAAAAAUACCUCUUACUGCUGAACGUGUUCAUGAAAUUUUAAAGCAUAUAACUGAUGAAGAAGUUGUUAUAAUGGGUAUGGAUCCAAGAUUUGCACGUCCUGAUUGGAUGGUACUAACUGUUCUUCCAGUUCCACCUUUACCUGUUCGACCUGCAAUAGUUAUGUUUGGAUCAGCUAGAAACCAAGAUGAUUUAACUCACAAAUUAGCUGAUAUAAUAAAGUGUAACAAUGAAUUAAUCCGUAAUGAGCAGUCAGGUGCUGCUACCCAUAUUAUAUCUGAAAACAUAAAAAUGUUGCAAUUUCAUGUAGCUACAUUAGUGGAUAAUGAUAUGCCUGGAUUACCUAGAGCUAUGCAAAAAUCUGGAAAGCCUCUAAAAGCAAUUAAAGCUCGUUUAAAAGGUAAAGAAGGAAGAAUUCGUGGUAAUUUGAUGGGGAAACGAGUAGAUUUUUCUGCUCGAACUGUUAUUACACCUGAUCCAAAUUUACGGAUUGAUGAAGUUGGUGUUCCUCGUACUAUUGCUCAAAACAUGACAUUUCCAGAAAUUGUUACUCCAUUUAAUAUAGAUCAGAUGCUUGAAUUAGUGCGACGUGGUAAUUCUCAAUAUCCUGGUGCUAAGUAUAUCAUUCGGGAUAACGGAGAGAGAAUUGAUUUGCGUUUUCAUCCUAAACCUUCAGAUUUACAUUUGCAAUGUGGUUACAAAGUUGAAAGACAUAUAAAGGAUGGUGAUUUAGUAGUUUUUAACCGUCAACCUACUUUACACAAAAUGAGUAUGAUGGGACAUCGUGUAAGAGUUCUUCCUUGGUCUACAUUUCGUAUGAAUUUGAGUUGUACAUCACCUUACAAUGCUGAUUUUGACGGAGAUGAAAUGAAUCUUCAUGUCCCACAAUCAAUGGAAACAAGAGCUGAAGUAGAAAAUAUUCAUAUUACUCCAAGACAAAUUAUUACACCUCAAGCAAAUAAACCUGUUAUGGGAAUCGUACAAGAUACCCUAACAGCUAUAAGAAAAAUGACCAAAAGAGAUGUUUUUCUAGAAAAAGAACAAAUGAUGAACUUAUUGAUGCACUUACCAAUUUGGGAUGGGAAAAUGCCAACUCCAUGUAUUUUAAAACCUAAACCAUUAUGGACUGGAAAACAGUUGUUUUCUUUAAUUAUUCCAGGUAAUGUUAAUAUGAUACGUACUCAUUCCACACAUCCUGAUGAUGAAGACAAUGGUCCAUACAAAUGGAUAUCUCCUGGAGACACUAAAGUUAUGGUAGAACAUGGUGAACUAGUUAUGGGAAUAUUGUGUAAAAAGACACUUGGUACUUCAGCCGGUUCAUUACUUCAUAUUUGUAUGUUGGAAUUAGGACAUGAAGUGUGUGGUCGAUUUUAUGGUAACAUUCAAACUGUAGUAAAUAAUUGGCUAUUAUAUGAAGGGCAUUCCAUUGGUAUUGGUGAUACAAUUGCUGAUCCUCAAACUUAUUUAGAAAUUCAAAAAGCUAUUAAAAAAGCUAAAGAAGAUGUCAUAGAAGUUAUUCAAAAAGCUCACAAUAUGGAUCUUGAGCCAACACCUGGUAAUACUCUGAGACAGACUUUUGAAAAUCAAGUAAACCGAAUUUUAAAUGAUGCUCGUGACAAAACUGGAGGUUCAGCUAAAAAAUCAUUAACAGAGUAUAAUAACCUUAAAGCUAUGGUGGUAUCAGGAUCUAAAGGAUCUAAUAUUAAUAUUUCUCAGGUUAUUGCUUGUGUGGGUCAACAAAAUGUAGAAGGUAAACGUAUUCCGUUUGGUUUCCGAAAACGUACUUUGCCCCAUUUCAUUAAAGAUGAUUAUGGACCAGAGUCUAGAGGUUUUGUUGAAAAUUCGUACCUUGCUGGACUAACACCUUCAGAAUUCUUUUUCCAUGCUAUGGGAGGUCGUGAAGGUCUUAUUGAUACUGCUGUAAAAACUGCCGAAACUGGUUAUAUUCAACGACGAUUGAUAAAAGCUAUGGAAUCUGUAAUGGUACAUUAUGAUGGAACCGUUCGUAAUUCUGUAGGCCAGCUAAUUCAAUUGCGUUAUGGUGAAGAUGGGUUAUGUGGUGAAGCAGUAGAAUUUCAAAGUAUUGCUACUAUAGAACCAUCUCAUAAGAAGUUUGAAGAAGAAUUUAAGUUUGAUGCUUCAAAUGAAAGACAUAUGAGAAAAAUAUUUACCGAAGAUGUACUCAAAGAUUUAAUGGGGAGUAAUGAUACAGUAGCGGAAUUAGAAAAAGAGUGGGAACAAUUAAAUAAUGACAGAGAUACACUUAGAGAGAUAUUUCCAUCGGGUGAAAGUAAAGUGGUAUUACCUUGCAAUCUUAAACGUAUGAUAUGGAAUGUACAAAAAAUCUUCCAUAUAAACAAGAGAGCUCCUACAGAUUUAAAUCCCAUCAAAGUGUUACAUGGAGUGAAAGAGCUAUUGGAUAAAUGUAUAAUUGUAGCUGGCCAAGAUCAAUUAAGUAGACAGGCUAAUCAGAAUGCUACUCUGUUGUUUCAAUGUUUAGUACGCUCUACCUUGUGUACCAAAUUGGUUUCAGAAAAAUUCCGUUUAUCUUCUGAAGCAUUUGAAUGGUUAGUUGGUGAAAUUGAAAACAGAUUCAAACAAGCUCAGGCUGCACCUGGAGAAAUGGUGGGUGCUUUGGCUGCUCAAAGUUUAGGAGAACCUGCCACUCAAAUGACAUUGAACACUUUCCAUUUUGCUGGUGUUUCUUCGAAAAACGUAACCCUUGGAGUGCCUAGAUUAAAGGAAAUUAUUAACAUUAGUAAAAAACCAAAGGCUCCUUCUUUGACUGUGUUCUUAACGGGUGCAGCAGCUAGGGAUGCAGAAAAAGCAAAAAAUGUUUUGUGUCGUUUGGAGCAUACAACUUUAAGAAAAGUAACAGCAAAUACUGCUAUUUAUUAUGACCCUGAUCCACAAAAUACUGUGAUUAGAGAAGACCAAGAAUUUGUUAAUGUCUAUUAUGAAAUGCCUGAUUUUGACCCUACUAGAAUUUCACCUUGGUUAUUGCGUAUUGAAUUAGAUCGAAAAAGGAUGACAGAUAAAAAAUUAACUAUGGAAGCAAUAUCUGAAAAAAUAAAUGCUGGCUUUGGAGAUGAUCUCAAUUGUAUAUUUAAUGAUGAUAAUGCGGACAAAUUAAUUUUACGUAUACGUAUAAUGAAUGGUGAAGAUGGUAAAAUGAAUGGAGGUGAUGAUGAAGAUACUGUUGACAAAAUGGAAGACGAUAUGUUCCUUAGAUGUAUUGAAGCUAAUAUGUUAUCUGAUAUGACUCUACAAGGUAUAGAAGCUAUAGCAAAAGUUUAUAUGCAUCUACCUCAAACUGAUGCUAAAAAAAGAAUAAUCAUUACUGAUACUGGAGAAUUUAAAGCAAUUGCUGAUUGGUUACUUGAAACUGAUGGUACUAGUUUAAUGAAAGUAUUAAGUGAACGAGAUGUUGAUCCUGUCAGAACAUUUUCUAAUGAUAUUUGUGAAAUAUUUUCGGUGUUGGGUAUAGAAGCUGUGAGAAAAUCAGUUGAAAAAGAAAUGAACACUGUUUUGCAGUUUUACGGACUGUAUGUAAAUUAUCGGCAUUUAGCUUUGUUAUGUGAUGUCAUGACAGCUAAAGGUCAUUUGAUGGCCAUUACUCGUCAUGGAAUUAACAGACAAGACACUGGUGCAUUAAUGAGAUGUUCAUUUGAAGAAACUGUAGAUGUUUUAUUGGACGCUGCCUCACACGCUGAGGUGGAUCCAAUGAGAGGUGUUUCAGAAAAUAUUAUAAUGGGCCAACUUCCUAGAAUGGGAACAGGUUGUUUUGAUUUAUUAUUGGAUGCUGAAAAAGCUAAAGAUGGUAUAGAAAUACCUAUGGAUGCCGGAUAUAUGGGUAUGGGUGGUGGUGGUAUGUUUAUGGCUGCUGGUACACCUUCCAUGUCACCAGCAAUGACACCAUGGGAUCACAAUACAGCAACUCCAGUUUACCAAAAUAGCUGGUCAUCAAGCAUGACUCCUGGAGGUCCAGGAUUCUCUCCAGCUGGAUCAAGUGAAGCUAGUGGUACUUCUCCAUUCUGGAUGACUAGUGGUGGAACACCUGGUAGUCCAGGUUCACCAGGCAUGGCUACUAGCCCUUACAUUCCAAGCCCAAGUUCAAUGUCACCAAAUUAUACAUAUCCUUCAAGUCCUCAGUUUGGUUCUAUGUCCCCAUCAAUGUCACCAUCUAUGCAAAAUACUCCAAAAUACUCUUCAAUGUCUCCUAAUUAUCAUUAUUCUCCAACAAGUCCUUCAUAUUCUCCUACAAGUCCAUCUUAUUCUCAUACAUCUUAUUCUCCGACUAGCCCUUCUUACAGUCCAACAUCUCCUUCGUACAGCCCUACAUCGCCUUCUUACAGCCCAACAUCGCCUUCAUAUAGUCCUACAUCCCCAUCUUAUAGUCCUACAUCGCCUUCUUAUAGCCCAACAAGCCCAUCUUAUAGCCCUACAUCGCCUUCUUACAGCCCAACAAGUCCUUCAUACAGUCCAACAUCUCCAUCUUACAGUCCAACUUCGCCAUCAUAUAGCCCUACAUCACCUUCAUACAGUCCUAGCUCUCCGCAAUAUACAGCUUCUUCACCAUCAUACACACCAAGUGCUACAUCAGGUCCUAGCAAUUAUAAAUAUUCUCCAACAUCUCCAUCUUUGGCUGUUAGUCCUACAUAUUCUCCGACUAGUCCAACAUAUUCUCCUACAAGUCCAAUGUAUUCUCCUUCAAGUGCAUCAUACAGUCCAUCUUCUCUACAGCAUGCACCUUCAGCAGGAAAUCAAUACAAUCAGUCUUAUAGUCCUAGUUCUCCUGUAUACUCUCCAACAAAUUUUUCAGUUACAAGUCCAAGGUACUCUCCAACAUACUCGCCGACUUCACCUACAUAUUCGCCAACUUCACCAAGUUAUUCACCUACGUCUCCAAAUUAUAGUGGCCCUGAAUAAAUGUCAAAUGUUAUUGAAUAAACAAUUAUUAUUUUAUAAUUUUUUUUUUUUGUUAAAACUUAGUUUAUAAUUUUAUUUUAUAUCUUAACUUUAAAGAAAAGGUAUAUUUCAAUAAUUUUUUAAUAAAAGAUAAAUAAUUGAUAUUUCAAUGUGGCUUAAAAUUAAGAAACACCCCAAUUGUAAAUAAUAUUUAGGCUAUUAAUCAAAUGGUCUAAUUUUUUUUUUAAAUUAUUAUAAGGCACAGCAGAGUAUAUAUUAAUUUUAUUAAAAAAUUAAGUGCUACAUAUAGCUAUGUAAUAAGAAUUGAUUCUUGUUCUGAAGUAUAUACUAUUAAUUAAUCAAAUAAUUGAUGAGAUAUUUUGUUAAUAAUAGUAGAUGGUAAUACUUCCUUAACUUAUUAAUUAAUAACUUAAUUACUUUGUCUGUCCUCUUAAUGGAUUUGUAUAAAUAUUUAGAUGUAGGUAUACUUACAACAAGUUGCCUGCAAUCUUUAGUAAUGCCUACUUUUGAAGGCUUAUCAUGUUGUAUUUAAAUAGUUUUUAAUUAAAAAAUUGUUUAAAGUGUACAAUUUUUAAAUUAACUGAAUUAUUUUUUUAAAUAAAUUUUGUUUUUUUAUUAUUA